AUGGCAGCGGCGCCGAAGCCGCUCCGGCGGCGGUGGGCGCUCCUGGUGGUGACGCUGCUCGCCGUGGUCGCCGCAGCGGUGGCGCAGGACUACGGCGACGAUGACGAGGAGGACGAGAAGAAGAAGCCGCAGUACAAGGCGCAGGAGGCGUGCAACGGCGUGUUCCUGUCGUACACGUUCAUGGAGCGCACCAAGGAGUACCCGCACCUGAAGAACGCGACGGCGCAGCCGUACGCGUUCAAGGCGACGGCGACGGUGCUCAACACCAUGACCGAGGACCUCAAGGCGUGGCAGCUGUUCGUGGCCUUCCAGCACAAGGAGAUCCUCGUGUCCGUCGGCGGCGCCGUGCUCCUCGACGGCUCCGACUUCCCCGCCAACGCCUCCGGCGGCGUCACCUUCGCGGGGUACCCGAUGGCCGACCUCCUCAACUCCAUCGAGACCGCCGGCGAGAUGUCGCUGAUCGAGAGCAAGAUCGAGAUCACCGGCACCCAGUUCGGCGUCAAGGACCCCGGCACGCCCAUGCCCAAGACCAUCAAGCUCACCAACCCGGCCGGCUUCCGGUGCCCCGCACCCACCCGCAAAGGCAGCGUCAUGUACGCGUGCUGCGUCAAGGACCGCAAGUUCAAGGCGAAGAAGGCCAACAGCACGCGGUUCCAGACCCGGCAGAAGGCCGACCUGACCUUCGCCUACGACGUGCUGCAGGCCACCGCCAACAACUACCAGGUGCAGGUGACCAUCGACAACUGGAGCCCCAUCAGCCGGCUCGACAACUGGAACCUCACCUGGGAGUGGAAGCGCGGCGAGUUCAUCUACAGCAUGAAGGGCGCCUACACGCUGCUCAAGGAAGGCCCCGCCUGCAUCUACAGCCCCGCCGCCGGCUACUACAAGGACCUCGACUUCACCCCCGUCUACAACUGCGAGAAGCGCCCCGUCAUCGUGGACCUGCCGCCGGAGCGGGAGAAGGACAACGCCGUCGGGAACGUCCCCUACUGCUGCAAGAACGGCACCCUGCUGCCGCCGACCAUGGACCCGUCCAAGUCGCGGGCCAUGUUCCAGAUGCAGGUGUUCAAGAUGCCGCCGGACCUGAACCGCACGGCGCUGUACCCGCCGCAGAGCUGGAAGAUCUCCGGCAAGCUCAACCCGCAGUACACGUGCGGGCAGCCCAUCCGGGUGAGCCCCCAGGAGUUCCCGGACCCGACGGGGCUCCUGUCCUCCACCCCCGCCGUGGCGUCGUGGCAGGUGGCCUGCAACAUCACCCGCCCCAAGAAGCGCGCCUCCAAGUGCUGCGUCUCCUUCUCCGCCUUCUACAACGACUCGGUGGUGCCCUGCAACACCUGCGCCUGCGGCUGCGGCAGCGACACAGCGACGUGCGAUCCGGACGCGCGCGCCAUGCUGCUGCCGCCCGAGGCGCUGCUCAUCCCGUUCGAGAACCGGACGGCCAAGGCCCGGGCCUGGGCGAAGAUCAAGCACUGGCGCGUGCCCAACCCUAUGCCCUGCGGCGACAGCUGCGGCCUCAGCAUCAACUGGCACGUCAUCAACAACUACAAGUCCGGCUGGUCGGUGCGCAUGACCAUCUUCAACUGGCAGGACUACACGUUUAAGGACUGGUUCGCCGCCGUCACCAUGGGCGACCACUACAGCGGCUACGAGAACGUCUACUCCUUCAACGGCACCAGGAUGGACGCCCCCUUCAACAACACCAUCUUCAUGCAGGGCAUCCAGGGGCUCACCUACCUGGAGCCCAUCACCGACGGCAAGUCGUCGGCGGACCCCAGGGUGCCCGGGAAGCAGCAGUCCGUCAUCUCCUUCAAGAGGAAGGACGCGCCCAACAUCAACAUUGGGAAGGGGGAAGGCUUCCCCAAGAGGGUCUACUUCGACGGCGAGGAGUGCGCGCUCCCCGAUAGGAUACCCAAAGUGAACAGCGCGCACCGGCGGGCCGGGGCGCCGAGCCUCGGGCAGGUUGCCAUGGCGGCGGCGCUAGUGAUGGCCGUGGCACUUCUGGAUUCCGUACGCCUAUGA
This is a messenger RNA of Panicum hallii, 2019 nucleotides long. Its product is annotated as COBRA-like protein 10. Gene Ontology annotation, biological process: cellulose microfibril organization. NCBI's taxonomy places the organism in Eukaryota, Viridiplantae, Streptophyta, Magnoliopsida, Poales, Poaceae. The transcript has a single exon. The coding region runs from base 1 to 2019 and encodes 672 amino acids. The record is from RefSeq and is a predicted model, not a curated record. Gene Ontology annotation, cellular component: membrane.